Messenger RNA from Dendrobium catenatum, 438 nucleotides. RefSeq names its product putative calcium-binding protein CML19. The coding region runs from base 1 to 438 and encodes 145 amino acids. Gene Ontology annotation, molecular function: enzyme regulator activity; calcium ion binding. The transcript has a single exon. Lineage: Eukaryota; Viridiplantae; Streptophyta; Magnoliopsida; Asparagales; Orchidaceae. The record is from RefSeq and is a predicted model, not a curated record.
AUGACUUCCAUUUCGUUUGCAAGUGGCCGGGAAGAGAUGGAGCGCCUCUUUAGUAAAUUUGAUAUGAAUUGCCAUGGUAAAAUUUCUGUGUCUGAGCUUCAGCUUCUUAUGAGGGCAAUUGGAGAGGAGGUUAGCUGCGAGGAUAUGGAAACUCUACUUCAAUUUGCAGACUCUGAUGGUGAUGCUUUGCUUGGCGUCGAUGAUUUCAUGAGAUUAGUAGGAGUGGAAAAUAGUACGGAGGAAGAUUUGAUGGAGGCCUUCAAGUUGUAUGGAGUGGAUGGACAAGAUUGCAUUACAGCAAGUAGUCUUAAGAGGAUGCUUAGUCGUUUGGGUGCAUCAAGUGCAAUCGAAAAUUGUGAAACUAUGAUUUGCCAAUUUGAUCUUAAUGGAGAUGGUGUUCUUUGCUUUGAAGAGUUCAAAGCCAUGAUGUUACUGUAA